Myotis brandtii (Brandt's bat) is the source of this 1455-nucleotide messenger RNA. It is a transcript of the gene QRFPR, whose product is annotated as pyroglutamylated RFamide peptide receptor. The transcript is spliced from 6 exons. The coding region runs from base 73 to 1086 and encodes 337 amino acids. Gene Ontology annotation, cellular component: membrane. Gene Ontology annotation, biological process: G protein-coupled receptor signaling pathway. Gene Ontology annotation, molecular function: peptide binding; neuropeptide Y receptor activity. The record is from RefSeq and is a predicted model, not a curated record. Lineage: Eukaryota; Metazoa; Chordata; Mammalia; Chiroptera; Vespertilionidae.
GGCGCGCUCAUCUUCGCGCUGGCGCUCUUCGGCAACACGCUGGUGGUCUACGUGGUGGCCCGCAGCAAGGCCAUGCGCACCGUCACCAACAUCUUCAUCUGCUCCCUGGCGCUCAGCGACCUGCUCAUCGCCUUCUUCUGCAUCCCCGUCACGACGCUCCAGAACGUCUGGGACACCUGGCUGGGGGGUGCCUUCGUCUGCAAGAUGGUGCCCUUCGCCCAGUGCACGGCCGUGGUGACGGAGAUCCUCACCCUGACCUGCAUCGCUGUGGAGCGGCACCACGGCCUGGUGCACCCGCUCCGCGCCAAGUGCCGCUACACCAACCGCAGGGCCUUCACCACGCUGGGUGUGGUCUGGCUGGUGGCGGUCAUCGUCGGAGCCCCCAUGUGGCACGUGCAGCGGCUCGAGGUUAAGUACGACUUCCUCUACGAAAAGCAGCACGUCUGCUGCUUGGAGGAGUGGAGCAGCCCCGUGCACCAGAAGGUCUACACCACCUUCAUCCUCGUCAUCCUCUUCCUCCUGCCGCUGCUGGUGAUGCUCAGCCUGUACAGUAAGAUCGGCUACGAACUCUGGAUCCACAAGAGAGUGGGGGACAGCUCGGUGCUUCGGACCAUCCAUGGAAACGAGAUGUCAAAAAUCGUCAGGAAGAAGAAGCGGGCUGUGGCCAUGAUGGUGACCGUGGUGGCCCUCUUCGCCGCGUGCUGGGCUCCGUUCCACGUCGUGCACAUGCUGGUGGAAUACAGCAGCUUCGAGGAGGAGCAUGAUGAGGUCACCAUCAAGAUGACUUUUGCCGUCGUGCAAUUCCUGGGAUUCGCCAACACCAUCUGUAACCCCAUCAUUUACGCCUUUAUGAACGAGAACUUCAGAAAGAACUUCCUGGCCGCCCUGUGCUGCUGUGUGGUGAGGGAAACCCUGUCCCCCGCAUGGCGGCGGCAUGGGCCCUCGGGGACGGCCAUGACGCAGAAGCGAGCCGCGCUGGGCCGGAGGGAGGACGCCGUGGAGGAGACCAAGGUCGAGGCGUUCAGCCACGGCCACAUCGAGGUCAAGCUGUGCGACCUGCCCGAGGAGACACGGCGGCCCCGGUGACCGCCCCCCUCUCAUCCUGGGCCGGAGCAGCUGCGUCAGGGUCAGGCCGUGGCGCACAUGGCAACAGCGCCCUCAUCGUUAAUGUCACAUCUCCAUCAUCGGAAGGGAAGUGACUGUGAGCACAGGCCAGAGACUUCUCUCACUGGUAGAGUGAUGAAAAGGAGUCACCUUAAGUCAUUUCCCCAUAAAAAUCUGACCUUAAACAUGAACACACAGUUUUGAGAAAUGAGUGACCCGUCCUGGGAUCAUUCGUGUGGAUUUAAAGUCUCGUACACGCGUGGCUGGUAGUCUCCCCUCCAGUCAACGUGAUGUGGCUUUUCUGUGUUGUUGAAACUGGAUGAGAAAAUAAAAAUGGCAUCUUCCUUCUUG